AUGGCCAAGUGGGAUCCCACCUACCCGCGCUCCAAGCAGCGGUCAACCCCGCCCCGCCGCAGCCUCGUGCUGCGCCGCAAGCGCUCGUCCCGCCACGUCGCGUCGGGGCUCUCCGCCAAAGACUCCAGCGCAUCCGGGGCGGAUCUGGAGCUGGCGGCGCCCAAACCGCGACGCAGCAUUGGCGGGUCCACGGACUGGAGGGCCGGGCUGCUGCUGCCGACCACCACCACAACCUCCUCCUCCUCCUCCGCGCGGAAGGGCAACGGCAGCCACGCGCAUGCGAAGCGGGGCGCGCGGCUCGACGAGGCCGGCGUCGCGCACUUCCUUCCCGCGCUGGAGCGUACGUGGAAGAAGACGGUGGCGGGCGCGUCGAGGAUGUUCGUGGAGAGGCACCGGAGCAGCCACGUGCAGCUCAUCAGCGACAUGGUUUAG
Messenger RNA from Triticum dicoccoides, 432 nucleotides. RefSeq lists its product as uncharacterized. Bases 1 to 432 code for a protein of 143 amino acids. Lineage: Eukaryota; Viridiplantae; Streptophyta; Magnoliopsida; Poales; Poaceae. The transcript is spliced from 2 exons. The record is from RefSeq and is a predicted model, not a curated record.